Messenger RNA from Pundamilia nyererei, 3450 nucleotides. It is a transcript of the gene atxn7l1, whose product is annotated as ataxin 7-like 1. The record is from RefSeq and is a predicted model, not a curated record. Bases 101 to 2464 code for a protein of 787 amino acids. Lineage: Eukaryota; Metazoa; Chordata; Actinopteri; Cichliformes; Cichlidae. The transcript is spliced from 12 exons.
AACGACGUCAGCAUAUCUCGUUCUUUCGUUUUUCGCCUGCUGCGUGCGAAGGAGAGGCAGAAAAAAACGGCUCUCAGCAAAGCAACAAGAAGGAAGAGCAAUGGCGACACUGGAUCGCCAAAUACCAAGUCCGGAUACAUUCCUUUGCGAGCCUUGGUCUUCCUUCGUCAGUGCGGCUAAAUUACGUUUUGUUGACUACGCAGACCCGUCCUUGGAUAACAGCGAGAAAGAGCUUUACUGCCUUGGUGAAGCCGUGAAGCUCCGCAGAGAAGAGAUGCUUGUCUACAGCCAGUUCCCAACACUGGAGGAUUUUUCUCUUGUUGUCUGCCAUGUCUGCAGUAAGGUGGUCACUCCUCAGGGCAUUCUCACACACUAUGAGAAGCAGCACAGCUCCCCAGUCCCCUCCAGGAGUCCUUUUUUGGCCAUGAAGCCCAAAGCAUCCACAGUGUCUCCCGCUGUGGCUCCCAGUCCUGGGGAGACACUGGCGUUCAGGAUACCUAAAGAUUACCCUCACUCCCGCUUCAGCAAGGCUCCACUUGCUGUGUACCCGCCCAAGGGGGCGCGGAACAAGACCUGCGUGUCGCUGCCAGUCGUAAGCCUGGAGAAGAUGCCGUGCCUAAGCCGAGGCGACUCAGCGACACACGUGCGCCUCACAUCUUCCUCUUCCUCCCCUUCCUCGCAUAAGCCUUCAUCCCUCACUACCCAGGCCUCCCAGCGAUCGAGCGAAAAGCUCACAAAUGGUCGUGGCAGCAGCGGACCAUCCACGCCGCGAUCCAUCACGCCUCCAUCCUCUCUAGAUAAGCGGCCCAGUCCAGCUCGCUCCCCGCUGGACAGAAGGGCGGCAUCAACGCCGUCUCCCUCCCCGCUGGAUCGGAAAUCCUCCCUGUCACCCUCACCUUCUCACCGAGCUGUUGCUCUCCCAGCUUUGCCAUCAGUGUCACCGUUGGAGAAGAAGCAACAGAAUGGAACUAAGACUCCCUCCAGGAGUCACAAAAGACUUUCAGGGAGAGUGUUUGAUCCCAACAAGCACUGCGGAGUGCAGGACCCCGAGACCAAACGACCCUGCACACGGUCUCUCACCUGCAAGACUCACUCUUUAACCCACCGGCGGGCUGUCCCUGGCCGAAGGAAACAUUUUGACAUCCUCCUGGCUGAACACAAGGGGCGGGCGAAGGAGAAGGAUGGAGUGAAAGAAAAGGAUAAGGACAAGGACGGAGCGCAGGGAGGGAAGGAAGGCUCCAGCCAGAGUAUUAUAUCUAAAGAGAGCUCGUCUCCCAGCAAGUCUCACUGCCCCAAUGGACGACCUCUCUCCACAUUGAAGCUGCGGCUGGCAAAUGCACACAUACCAAGGGUUCCAGGAGGCUCCUCCACUUCCACCUCAGGUCCUCUGCUCACGGUAGCAUCUCCUGUCCAGGCCCCUAACCCAGAACCAGCUCCCCACAGCUGGGUGACCGCUGCUGGAGAAAGCAGUCGACUUUCCAGCGACGAGGGCGAUGCAGAUCCAGAGGAUGCUGACAGACCUGCUGUUCACUACUCCAGUCAUCACCCGCAGCCUUUAGGGUUUUGCGUAUUCAGCAGCAGGCUGAUGGGAAGAGGCCACUAUGUGUUUGACAGGCGAUGGGACAGGAUGAGGCUGGCACUCCAAAACAUGGUGGAGAAACACCUCAACGCCCAGAUGUGGAGGAAGGUGCCUCUGGCUGCAGAGAGCCUCCUCUCCCCAUCUGGUACAUCCUCCAUACCUUCACAUCAAGCCCCUUCUCCCACCUCUUGUCUGCUCAACUCCCUCUCGUACACCGCCACGUUUCCUCAGUCUGCAUCCACAGCUGGGGUGUUUAACAUCCGAGACUCCCCGCAACCCCAUACCCAAGUCUUCGCGCAGGGCAAAGCCCGUAACGGCACGCAUAAAGCAAGUCGUCCAUCCAAAGACGUGGAGGAACCCGUAGCGGGAACUAAGAAGAGAAAAAAAACGUCCUACUCUUCCUCCUCAUUUUCCUCUUCUUCCUUGUUUCCCACUGUGGAUAAUUACAAAAGGAACGACAGGAGCUUUCAUUCACAGUUACAAAGCUCGGGAGGGACAGCUGCCUCCCCAGCCAAGAAAAAGGGACUUGGUCAUGGGGAUAGCGAACUUUGGAGAAGCUCAGAGGGCUGGCUAUCUAAAGCUGAUGGCCCUCAAAGCCACAUAUCGCAAAACAGUCGUGAACUUGGCAGCACCAGUAUACCCUACUCACCUAACAGGGAACCAACCUCAGCUGCCCACCAACCAAUGGCUCCUCCCACAGGACCCUUAGCUUAUGGGGGAGGAGCAGAAGGGAGGAAGAGGCGAAGUCCCAGCUCCUACAGAGGAAAGGGCAACAAGCUGAGCAGACUGGGUGGGUUAGAUAGCCUCUUUGGGAAUGGAAGCGAUAGCGGGGGGAUACUAGCUUCAGGGCCUGAAUCCCCAAGACAGGCCAAGUUGCAUCACUGACAGAAACCUGUUUAAUGGACAGAAUGUUGGGCAGCUGUUCAGGCCACCACCGUUUGUGACCUUUGACCUCACCGCUCUUCCAGUUCCAGCACCAAUCAGACUGCUUCAUCAUGUCACAUCUGUUUUAUCCAAAAACAGUUCAGUUCACCUGCUGUGACAGCGGGACUCUGAAGUCUUUGCCCACAGUUGGCUGGCAGUGGCUUCCACCACUUAUCCCUCAGUACGGAUCAUUUUGAUGGAAAGCUGCUCCGCGCCGUUGUGGUCUUUACAGAACAGGAUUUUAAAAACCUUUUAUCCUCCUGAUAAGGGAAUUUUAAGGCACUGUUAAUGACACCACCACUGUUGACUUUUGCAGGGGGAUAACCAGAGUUUAUUUUCAGAAAUCUGAGUGGAAAGAUAACUAUGAUUUCUUUGGGGGAGUUUGAUGUUUAAAGGACCUACUGACACGGCUACUGUAGGACUCAGACUUCAGCUAUGCCACCUCAGUGGCUCCACCCCUUUUUUGUGUUUCUCUAUUUUUUAUUUGUAUUUUUUUCUUUUCCUUUUGCUUUAAAAAGAGAUGAGCUGGGUUUUAUCCAGCAUUUACCUCUUCUUUAACCCCUUUCUUUCUGUACCAAAUAACGUUGUCCAUUUCUCUAUUUACUGUCCCCCUGCCCCCCAAUGCUCCCUGCUCAUCCCAGCAUGCCUGUGUUCAAAGUGCACUUACUGCCCUCAGUUCACCUUCCUUCCUUGUUCGCUGAUUCCAGAGCCAUCUCCAGCAGUGCCACACAAGAACCUGUUCAGACAAGGGAAGAAGAAGACAUCUGUGUUACCAACAACGCCACAUCAAUGCAUUGUAUUUCAAUAUAGGAAGAAGUCAGAUUUAACUUAAGAAUGUUUUUGUAUUUUUUUCCCCUUCGUCCUGGUUUAAACAUUGCAAGAAACUCCUGGACUUGCAUCCAAAAAUGGAAUUAUUGUUAUUAAUAUUAAGGUGUUGGAUGGCGCUU